Molecule: messenger RNA, 684 nt
Organism: Megachile rotundata (alfalfa leafcutting bee)
Lineage: Eukaryota; Metazoa; Arthropoda; Insecta; Hymenoptera; Megachilidae
Biological process (GO): mitochondrial translation
Cellular component (GO): nucleoplasm; mitochondrion; mitochondrial ribosome
Molecular function (GO): RNA binding
Source: RefSeq, a predicted model, not a curated record
UGUCAUUUAUUUUAUACGAAUAUUGAUGUGUCCGCAUCAUUAUUGAUUCGGACUGUUUAUUUUUUUCCCAUCGUGUAUAUGACCACGAAAGUAGAAGCAACCUAUAGAGCUUUUAUUUCUCAUGGAACAGAGUAGGUUGUUGAUAAAAAUUUGUUAAUGUAGCGCCAUCUAUCACGAAAUACAUACUUUCCUUAGAACAAUCAUUAAAGAAAAUGCGACUAAAUCAGAUAUAUUUUCACACCCGGAGGCUACCUCAAAAGGAAAAUAAAGUACCAUUUAAGGAACUGUAUCCUCUGAAAUUAAAAAAUUAUGUUUCUGGAGUAUCAAACAGAAAUACAGAGAAUAAAUGUUUGUUUGAAAUGAUGUUAGUUUUUACUUGCUGGCAGAAGACAGAAUUUGAUAGUAGUAAAUGUAGUGACGUAAUACAAAACUUAGAAAUAUGUCAUGAUAGACUUCGGAAAAAUAUGAAAGAGGAGAAAAUAAGCAAGAAAAAGGAUAUACCCACUCCUGGAGCUAAAAGUUUAACAGAUAAACAACUCAAUUAUAUUUUACGCCAAUACCCAACUGUUUAAUUUAUUUAGAAAUAUUUUUAAAUUAUUAGAUAUGAAAGAUUUAUCAUCAUUCUUAAUUGCUAUUGUAUGAUACUGUAUAUAAAAUACAUUUCACUUUCAUUGUGGAAAAGUU